Molecule: messenger RNA, 1139 nt
Organism: Misgurnus anguillicaudatus (oriental weatherfish)
Lineage: Eukaryota; Metazoa; Chordata; Actinopteri; Cypriniformes; Cobitidae
Source: RefSeq, a predicted model, not a curated record
AUGGCAGGUAUUGUCCAUCGCUACCACCAUUUUGGUGGAAGAGGAUACCGUCAAAGGGUGUAUGUUGAGCGUGCACAACCACUGGAGCAGUACACCACUGAAGAACUACCUUGUCAGGCCAAAACUUCAACAGAGAACCCGAAGAAGUCACAGUCUGUCUGUGGAACUACUUUCUACCAAGUAGUUGGUGACAAUAUAGGAGUGGACAAAUCAACUGUGAGUGAUGUAGUGAAAGCUGUGUCAAUUGCUUUGGCCAGCCUGGUGAAUCAGUUUGUAUCAUUUCCAAAUGAUGUCCAGAUUGCCCAGACCAAGCACAAGUUUUUUACUCUGGGGAACAUGCCCAAUACUAUUGGGGUUAUUGACUGCACACAUGUGCAUAUCCAAGCACCUCAUGAAAGGGAUUGGGAGUACAUCAACCCAAAGGGCAGGCGCAGCAUCAACAUCCAACUUGUGGGUGAUGCUGACCUCAUCAUCACAAACUGUGUCGUGAAGUGGCCUGAGUCUGUUCAUGAUGCACGUAUCCUGAGAGAGAGUGCUUUAUACAGAGAGCUCCAAACCAACCGACCGGAUGGCAUAAUAUUAGGAGACAGAGCCUAUCCACUCCUACCAUGGCUGAUAACUCCUUUUCUUGCAGCAUCCACACCAGCGCAGGCACGCUUCAACACUGCUCAUUGCAAAACAAGAUGUGCAAUUGAGCGUUUAAACAGAGUUCUGAAGAGGCGCUUUGCAUGCCUUAACUACUUGCGAGUGGAACCACAGGGAGCAUGCAACAUAAUACUAGCAUGUAUCGUCCUGCACAACAUCGCUACCAGGCGCAAUGUCCCUCUCUGUGAUGUUUAUGAUGCACCUGAGCCAUUUGAAGAACCAGACCAACCUCUGGCAUUCUGUCAGAAUGAGGGACUGAGUGGACGUAUAGUAAGGGAUGCAAUUGUUAGACAUUAUUUUUGACAGGCUCAUCUCUAAUGAUUGUUUCUUUGAAAUUAAUAUACGGUGAUGAAUUGAAUAUAUUAUUUUUGUUUGUUAUUAAAAUCUGUUUCAGGGAUUAUUUCAUAUUUCAUUGUUUUUACUUUACUGAAUAGCUUAAUUGGUAGCCUAUGUCUACUAUACCUACUUUAUCACUGUUACAACCGUUACACAAG